Messenger RNA from Monomorium pharaonis (pharaoh ant), 30797 nucleotides. RefSeq names its product twitchin (gene bent). The transcript is spliced from 143 exons. Bases 1051 to 29838 code for a protein of 9595 amino acids. Gene Ontology annotation, molecular function: protein binding; ATP binding; protein kinase activity. Gene Ontology annotation, biological process: protein phosphorylation. The record is from RefSeq and is a predicted model, not a curated record. Lineage: Eukaryota; Metazoa; Arthropoda; Insecta; Hymenoptera; Formicidae.
UGUAAUGCACUAAUUUUAGCAUGUAUCUGUAUGUAAAGGAAAGGAUUUCAAAAUGUAAUAUUUAGCUGACAUUUGAGUAUUAUCGUCCGAUCUCUUGACAUUGGUGGUAGAAAAUAAGCCAGACAUCACAAUAUUAUUACAGUAGGAUUUUCAGUAGAGUAACAGCUGUCCGUCAGUAGUGCCGUUGUGCGGAAAACGCGUGUCUGACCUAAUUGUGCCGUUAUCACUUAUCGUACGUGACUUCGUGCAUUUCGGCACAUUAUGCGGAGCGUCGCGGCGCCUGCGAAAGCGUAGGCGUGCGUAUGGCUCGACGGGGAUGUAAGACAGAGGAUUUCGCGUAAGAUGUGGUAGUGGCGACGGUAGUGGUGGUCGUGGUAGUGGGCGAAACUCCAACUUCGAGGUAGCUUCGUGACACCUUGCGCGUUUAGUUGGCGCGCGGGGCCCCAACGAUUGGGACGGCCGAUAGAGACACUCCGUGCAAGUAAAAAGAGAGUAGGAUACGAGAGACAAGAAGCCGAGACAGCAACGAGCGACCAUACGACGAUUAACGACGACGACUCAAGACGAAGACGACUGAAUCUGAAAACAAGGAAAAAAGAAAGAAAAAGUUCCUUUUAAUCUGUUCCAUUUUAUUCUCGCGUAAGUUUAUUAAAUUCUCGAGGCGAGUUUCCCAAGUUGUGUGUGUGCGUCUCGUUGUCUGCCUCGGGGUGGUUGGGAGUGAUCCAGGAAUAAACCACCACUUUGCCGUCGUCGCGGGUGUCCGAAGGGAAACGCCCGGUCAGGUGCCGGAACUCGCAUCUUCGGAAGGAAAAAACUCAUCCUCUCCCUGAAGGAGACGCUUCAAAAAUCUGUAAGAGGCGAAUAAAGGUGGACGUCGAGCUCAGAAGAAAUCCGCGACAGGUUGGAUGGUGCCGCAGGCCGGCGCCAUUUGAACCGACGAGCUGGGCAAAGGAACUUGUUUCUUUCUUUGGGUUGCGGGCGUGAACACGCAAACGGGACCGAGUUUUCCGGGUCUCGUUGUAGAGACAGGUGCGGAGGCGUGCCUCCACCAUGGGGGUCGCCGAUGACUUCGCGCCCAGCUUUACGCAGAAGCCGCAACUACGGCAGGAGGAUGAUGGCAACCGGCUGAUAUUCGAGUGUCAGUUGGUGAGCUCGCCUAAGCCCGACAUAGCUUGGUUCCGCGGCGAAACCGAGCUCAGCGAGGAUGACAGGACCAACUUUAAAGUGCAGAGUGUCGGGACGAACAAGUUCCUGGUGGUGCUCGAGCUCGAUGAUGUCAUCGAGACCGACGCGGGCCUCUACAAGGUCAAGGCGAAGAACAAGAUGGGCGAGGUCGCCGCUUCCAUCAACCUCAAUUUUAGUCCAAUGGAUGAGCCUAGAGAGAAACAAAUUGACGGCAUCGCGCCGACUUUCGCGAAGAAGCCUGCGAUUAGACAGGAGGACGACGGCAAACGGCUGCUGUUCGAGUGUCGCAUUACAGCCGAUCCCACGCCGAAAAUUACAUGGUUUCAUAGCGGGAACAUAGUCAAAGAUUCGCCAAGGCACAAGCUGACCGUCGAUAAAGAUGGCCACUCGUACUUCGCUACCCUGGAAAUAAAAAACGUGACCGUCGAGGAUGCUGGCAAAUAUAAGGUCACAGCGAAGAACGAGCUCGGCGAAUCUAACGCUACGAUUUCCCUGAAUUUCGAUAGCGACGAGGCACCCGUACCGGAUGACGGUAUUAAACCUACCUUCACCGAACGACCGGUGAUUAAGCAAUCCGACGACGGUAACACCAUCACCUUCGAAUGCCGACUUGUCGGCGAUCCGAAACCGAGUGUCAAGUGGUAUCACGGUACCGAGGAAGUGAAAGACGGCGGACGGUUCAACACGUCGCUGGAACUUGAUCAGAAGCUGUACCAUCUCGCGAGGCUAAGGAUCGACAAUGUGGCGAAGGGGGAUGCGGGCGAGUACAGGGCCGUGGCGAAGAACAAACACGGCCAGGGGGUGGCGACCAUUAAUUUGAACUUCGAGGGUGGCGACAAGCUCAAAAUACCGGACGGUAAGCCGCCGCGCUUUCCGAAGAAGCCGACGAUCCGUCAGGAGGGCGACUUACUCAUCAUGGAGUGCAUCUUGGAGGCACAUCCGGUGCCCGACAUAACGUGGUACCAGGGUCAAAAAAUAAUUUCCGACAAUAAACGCGUGAAGAUGUCACGCAAGGCCACCGGCAAGGACACGUAUCUGCUGACUCUCGAGAUCUCGAAUCCGACCAAGGCUGAUGGUGGGAAUUAUCGUUGCAACGCCUUUAACAACUUCGGCGAGAGUAACGCCAACAUCUCCCUCAACUUCCAAGAGGAGGGCGCGGGUUGUGCUCCGUCCUUCAUCGAGAAACCUCGCAUCAUCCCGAACGAGACUGACACGCUGAUCACCAUGAAGUGCAAGUGCAAGGCAAAUCCCAAGCCAGAAGUCACGUGGUUCCGCGGCACCAACGUGGUAAAGGAAUCAUCGAAGAUCUCGAUCAAAACCAAAACUGUCGAAGAGGACAUAUACGAACUUAUUAUGGAAAUAAAGGACCCAUCGGGACCGGACGGUGGCACUUAUAGGUGUAAUGUGAAAAACGAGUAUGGCGAGAGCAAUGCCAAUCUAAAUCUGAAUAUCGAGGCAGAACCGGAACCGGAAGGAGACGGGCCGACAUUUGUCGAGAAACCACGAAUACAAUCGCAAGACAAGGGCAAGCUCGUUAUCAUGGACUGUAAGGUGAAGGCAAAGCCGAAGCCGCAGAUCGUGUGGACCCACGCUGGCAAAGAGGUAAAGGAAUCCUCGAAGAUCUCUCUCACCAUUGUUCAAGAGAAGGAUGACAUUUAUUAUAUCAAACUGACUUUGAACGAUCCUGGACCAGAGGAUUCCGGUCUCUACAAGUGUAACAUUAAAAAUGAACUUGGUGAACUCAAUGCCAAUCUUACGCUAAAUGUUGAAAUUAUACCUGUAAUUAAGGAGAAGCCGAAGGUCGUAAAGAUUGUCAAGAAGAAGACAGUCGUAAUUGAAUGUCAUGUUCUUUCUAAAUUUGCGCCCGAUUGUACAUGGUUUAAAGAGACUCAGGCCGUUAAAGAAGAUAAUAGACACAAGUUACAUGUCGAACAAGUCAAAGACGGUGAAUUCGCCGUGAAACUCGAAAUCGAACAAAUGUCGACGACAGACAAAGGCACGUACAAAUUGGUAGCACGUAAUGAAAAGGGCGAAGCCACGUCGCAAGUAGUAGAAGUGACGGAAAUUCCAGAGGAGAAAGGAGAAAAACCAAAGAUUGUUACCGGCCUCAAAUCAAUUACUGUCGAGGAAGGUAAAACGGUUGAACUCGUCGCCACUCUUGCAACACAAGAUCGAAAAGUCACUAUUACGUGGAACAGAGAUUCAACAGUUGUUAAAGCGUCAAAAGAUAUUAUGAUCUCUUUCAAUGGCCUGGAUAUGAAACUGACCAUUACCUCAGCAUCGACAGAAUUAUCAGGGACAUAUAAAGUUGUCGUCAGUAAUGAAUAUGGUCAAGAUGAGUCGUCGGCUCGUCUCGUUGUCAAGAAGAAAGAAGAAAAGAAAAAAGACGAAGAGGAGGAAGAAAAGAAAAAGAAGAAGGUUGAGAAGAAGGAGGAGAAAAAAGAGGAGGAAAAGAAGGAAGAGAAAAAGAUAGAAAAGAAGGAGGAAAAGAAAGUCGAAGAAAAGAAAGAGGAAAAGAAGGUCACAUGGAGCAACGAUGAUGAUGAGGACUUAGAAGAAUAUGAAGAUGAGGAGGAAGAGGAGGAGGAAGUGGUGAGUGUAAUUGAGUCCAGUAUUAUCAGCACAGAAGCCAUUCUCGAGGAAUCGGAUUCUAAAAUUAUUUCUCGCGUCGAGGAUAAGCCUGAUUUGAAACCAAACGGUAUCGACAAACCAAAGGUUGGGAAGAAAAUGGAGAUCUUACAGAAGGAUGAAGAAAUCGUGAACAAUGUUGAAGAAAGGAAAUCUAUUAAGAAAAAACCCGGCGAGAAAGUUGAAGACAAAAAGGAAGAAGAAAAAAAGAAAAUUGUAAAGAAGAAGGAGCCCGAAUCUAAGGAGGUGUCUCGAGAAACUACCCCUAAACUUGAAAAAACCGUGGCUAGUCGCAAGGAAUCAGUCAGCAGGGUGGAAGAAAUUAAGGCAGAGAGUCGUCGCAGUUCAAUUAUUAAGACUGAAGGAAAGAUAAUGGAUGAUGGCACAGUGACACCACGACGUCUUUCUAUACAAAAGACCGAAGAAAUCGAAGAAGAAGUCAAAGUAGAAAGCAGACGAUCUUCUAUCAUAGAAAAAAAGAAAACGACCGAGAAGGAUAUGUCGACAUAUAUGCCAAAAGCCAUUUCGCGAAUGACCGAGGACGAGAAAACACUCACAGCGAAGAUUAAGCCACACAUACACAAAUCCGACGAAGAUAUUCAGGAUGUUCGGUCUAAACCGACAAAGCGCGAUAGUAAAUCGGUAAGACAUUAUGAGGAAACCAUGAAGUCCGGAGUAACUUCUUCCAUACAUGAGACCGAUCAUAAACCGAAGGCUGUGCUUCAAGCUACAAUUAAGCCACGCGUGCGCGAUUUAGAUGACGAACUUGAGGAUGCUUGGAGUAUUCACAAUCCGGGAGAACGUGAUAAUGAAUCUGCUCCGUAUUACAGAGAUAUGUCGUCAGAUAAAACACACAAACCUCACACACCCGCUGAUACGACACAAUCACGAAAAUCGGAAAACAAACCGAAAGAUAAAAUAUUAUCACAUGACACAGCCGCAAAUAAAACACAACAGCAAAAAUUAGAUAAAGAAAUUGAGGACAUUUGGGCGAGUAAAGAACCUGAUGAUACUGACGUCAAAAAACGUGACAAAGAUGCUUUAAAAGAAAAAACAUAUUUGCAGAAACAUUCUCACACACGUAAAACACAUCCACAGAAAUCAGACGAAGAGAUUGAGGACAUACCAAAGGAAAAAGCGCGUUUACAUGAUACAUAUAGUAAAAUACAUUCACCUAAAUCUGACGAUGUUACAAAAGAUAAGACACUGUCUCGUAAUACUUCUAUACAUAAAAUAGAUUCUCAGAAGGGCAUUAAGGAUAUUUCGUCGACUAAGCCAAAAGAACAUGAUGUCGAUUCUAAGACAUAUGAUAAAGAUGUACCAAAGAAUAAGACAUUUUUACACGAUACACUUACAACUAAAAUACAAUUACACAAUCCUGAUGAGGCGCUAAAAGACAAGAAGACACUUUUACGUGACACACCGGAUAAAAUACAAAAAUUUGACGAAGUAUUAAAAGAUAGAACACAUGUACACGACACACCUACACACAAACUACGUCCGUACAAACCUGAUGAAAAAAUUAAGGAUUUAUCGAAAUUUAAGGACAACUCAUCCCGUCGUCAAUCUGACGAUGAAAUUGAGAAUAUUUGGUCCAAGUCGAAGGAACGUGAAAACAAAUUACACAAAACAGAUGAGGAUAUGUCAGUAAUUAAGAGACGCGUGUCUAAACCUGAUGAUCAAACUGAAGCAGAUAAAAUAUCUUUGGAUAAAACAAAAACGCGUGAUAUCAAACCUGCGCAAAAUAACCAGGAUAAAUUGGCGUCGAAGUCGAAAGGAUACGACGAUAGACACGUUCCACACCACGAGGAUCCCGCGUAUAUCACAGAUACACCACACAAACCUCUACAUGACCGAGAUGUCAAAACUUAUUACACGCACUAUAAUUACGACGUAUGGGCGCCAAAAUUCAUCGAACGCGAAUUAAAUUCUGUCACUAAUGAUAAGGACGUUUCGUUACCUACCGUUAAACCACAAACGCACGAAUCCGACGAUGAUAUUGAGGAUAUCUGGGCUUCGAAAACUGAGGACGACGCGCCUAAACCUAUCAGAAAAUUUAAGGACUCGCAAAUUUCCAAAGUUAUACCGUACAAAAUCGGAGAUAAAAUUGAGGAACCUACGCCCACGCCUAAACUUGCAUCCAAACCUAGAGACAGAAAACCCAAAGAGACUAGGGAGAACGCUGUACCCGAAUAUGAAAUAAGCGAGAUUAAAUCCAAAGAGACCAAGAGCAAAGAUAUUAAUUCUACACUUGACAACUCUACACUUGACAAAGAAGAAGUGCCCAAGAAAAAAGUGUCUAGACGUAAAUUGUCAGCUAAAUCAACAGAAGGGUCUGAGGAUCAAGAACCAGUAUUGAAAUCAAAGAAGAAGAAACCUAAAUCCGCGGAUGAAUCUAAGAAAGAGGAACCGAUCACAAAAACGAAAACUCUCGGAAAACAGGAAACACCGAAGGAAGAAGCCAAGCCUAAACCGGGAGAGGCAAAGGUGGAACCGAAAGCCAAACCUAAAGCAGAAGAAGUAAAGGAAGCCAAGACUAAACCAGACGAACCAAAGGAGGAACCGAAAGCCAAACCUAAAUCAGAGGAAAUAAAGGAAGCUAAGUCUAAACCAAAUGAACCGAAGGAAGAACCAAAAGCCAAACCUAAAUCAGAGGAAGUAAAGGAAGUCAAGUCUAAGCCAGACGAACCGAAGGAGGAACCAAAGGUCAAACCUAAAUUAGAGGAAGUAAAGGCACCCAAGUCUAAACCAGAUGAACCAAAGGAGGAACCGAAAGCCAAACCUAAAUCAGAGGAAAUAAAGGAAGUGCCAAAGGCAAAACCUAAACCGGAUGAAAUAAAGAAAGAGGAAUCUGCAACAAAACUUGCGCCUAAACCAGUAGAACCAAAGAAGGAAGAAGAGAUCACCAGGAAAAGUUUGAAAUCUGUCAAGCAACUUGAGGAGGAUAAGAAAACUCAAGAGAAAAUCGAGCUUAAGCCAAAGGACGCCACCCAGAUCAAACCGAAAUCCCGUUUACCACCAAAACAGCAAGUAAAAACUGAAAGCUUUCAGGGGAUUCAGCUUAAACCUGUUACAAAGGAUGCAAAACAGCCUCAACAGGCUGAAAAUGGCAAGGUGGAACUUAAGAAAACUGAGAAGACGGAAAAGGUCGAUGCGAAGAAGGCAAAAGCAACAAAGGCGGCGAAAGAAGCGAACUACGAACUCCCGGAGAUUCCGGAUUAUGAAAGGCCUGUCCUGGAGAAACCUCAGGAAUUUGAUUUUGGCGAAUAUGUUCCUCGCGACAAAACGAAGCUCGAUAGACCAGUCACACAGAAAUUCGAUUCUAAGCCGAAGUUACCCGAGAUUAAAGCGCCGGAGACACCUAAGAUCGAAGUUAUCAAGGACGUGACACCGGUUGGCAGCAGGAAGGGCUCUUUAGCACCCGGAAGCGGUACCAGCAGUCGACGUGGUUCACUCAUACCGCCUGAGGAAUUGGGUCGUAGGCCUAGCUUGCUCAUUAGUGACGAGGAGCAUAGGAAGCUUCGUCCCGGAGAGGUGGUGGACGAGCGCAAGUUGGGAAGGUUACGACCCGGUGAGGUGUUGGAAACAAAGCGUCGGCGUCCGAGUACAGCGGACGUCAGAAGACCCAGCGUGGCGGACCUCGAGAAUAUGAUCAAUUUACCUAGCACACCUCUACGAGAUGUGGGACCAGCUGGACCACCCCAGAUCGUCGAUGUCCAAGAAUCGUACUCUGCCGUCGAAGACUCGACGGCGUAUAUCAGCGUCGGGGUGGAGGGUACGCCCGCGCCAACUUUCAAGUUCUACAAGGGCAUCACCGAGAUCAUCGAGGGUGGCCGCUUCAAGUUCCUCACGGACUCGGAGACCAACACGAUCACCCUCUGCAUGAGGAAGACGAAGCCCAACGACGAGGGCACUUAUAAGAUCGUCGUAAGCAAUAUCCAUGGCGAGGAUUCUGCCGAGAUGCAGCUUUACGUUUCCGACGCCAGUGGUAUGGAUUUCCGUGCCAUGUUGAAAAAGAGAAAAUAUCAGAAAUGGGCACGAGAAGAGGCCGAGCAAGAAAAAGUAGAUUUGAAAGAAGUCGAGAAACCUAUGCCUGCAUUGAAGAAAGUGGAAAGGAAACAAGAAAGUUUUCUGAAGCCACUGGUGGAUCAAUACGCCAAGGAAGGCAAAGACAAGAAAGUCACUUUCGAAGCGAACUUUUCGAAACCAAAUUGCAAGCCAAAAUGGUUCUUCCGAAAGGACGAAUUAUUCCCAUCGUCGAAAUAUAAAUUCAAAAACGAAGAGGACUGCUAUCAGCUUGUUAUCCUUGGACCUAAAGUCGAAGACACUGGAAAAUAUACAAUCGAAAUUGCCGGUGUAUCUAGUACAGGUUUCCUCAAUGUAGAUGAACCCGAUCCAACGUAUACUUUCUUGAAGCCGUUGUCAAAGAAAAGCAGCGGUUUUACCAAGCAUGAAGCUUACAUGGAAUGUACAGUCAGCUCUAAUAUGGCACAAGUUUCUUGGUACAAAGGCAAAACAAAACUCGAGGAUGGAGAACAAUACAGUAUUUCUAAAGACAUGUCUGGCGUAUGUCGACUAGCGAUCAGGAGCGCAACUCUCGAAGAUAGUGGCGAAUACAUUUGUAAGAUAAAUAAACAGACGGACAAGACCGAAACUGUCCUCACUAUAGUUGAAUAUCCUUACAAGUUCGUUAAAGUGCUAAAACACCAGCAACUAAUAGAAAAGGAAACUUUGACUUUACUUUGCGAAUUGGAUGAUGCCGCGGGUGAAGUCCAAUGGUUUAAAGGUGACCAAGCGAUUACGCCUGACAAAAGGGUGCAAAUUAAAGAAGAAGGCAGGAAGAGAAAGCUUAUUAUUAAAGAUUGUAAAGUCACGGACGCCGGGCUUUAUUCUUGCGUGAGCAAUGCGGACAAGACCGAAGCUGAAAUCGUGAUAAACUAUGCUAAUCGUUUUAAUAAGAAGCUAAAGGACACGGUCGCUAUAGAAAGAGAAAAGUUAGUGCUAGAUGUUGAGCUUCAGGAUCAAACUGCGCCAGCUGUAUUUUACUUCAAUGGCGAGAAGAUCGAACCCAAUGAGAGAGUGGAGGUUAAGAAUUUGGGCGGUGGUAAGCAUCAGUUAGUCUUCAACAAAUUGGAAAUGACGGAUGAUGGCGAAAUCAUGUGCGAAAGUGGUCAGUUGACGAGCAGCUGUAAGCUUACUGUAAAGAAGGGUGAGAGCAAACCGAUUGUUGACUUCCCUGACAAAGUCGAAGGACCCUGCAGCGCACCGUUAGUCUUUGUCGUGCCUUUCAAAGUUGAUGGCACUAAACAGAGUCCAGUGGAAGCGAAGCUGAUGAAGGACGGCAAACCGUUACCUCUUAAAGACGUCGAGGUCAUCGUUGGCGAGGAUAAAGUCACAUAUAAGAUCAAAAAACCCCAACGCGAAUCAUCUGGUGUCUAUCAAAUAAAGAUCGGUAAUACUCAGGGCGAAGAAGUGAAGGAUGUCAAUAUAGUUAUGCAAGAUGUCCCAUCUGCGCCGUACGACGUCGAAGUCAACGAAAUAUUCCAGAAUUCCUGUGUCGUGUCCUUUAAGCCGUCGAAGGAUGACGGCGGUUCACCCAUCACGAAGUACGUCAUCGAACGUCUUGAUCUCAGCUUAAAGGCUCAAUGGGACAGCGUUGGUGAAGUCAUGUCGGGAGAAAAAUGCGUUUACAAAGUCGAAGAUCUAGUUGCGAAGAAGGAAUAUAAAUUCCGCAUACGAGCCGUGAAUAAACUGGGAUCCAGUGAACCGGCCAUGUUCGGCAAGCCUGUCUUAGCCAAAGAUCCAUGGGACGAACCAGGCAAGCCUACAAAUGUUGAUGUAACCGAUUGGGACAAGGAUCACGCUGAUUUGACAUGGACGAAACCCGAAAACGAUGGCGGUGCACCGAUCACCGGUUACGUAAUCGAGUACAAGGAGAAGUUUGGCAAAGAAUGGGUGAAGGGCAAAGAAAUCGAAGGCGACGUGACUAAGGCGACAAUCGAUGGUCUCAAGGAAGGUACCCAGUACGAGUUCAGGAUACGAGCGGUGAACAAGGCAGGUCCCGGUGAACCAUCUGAUGCCACUAAGCCGAUUAUUGCCAAGUGCCGAUUCGUUAAGCCAUAUAUUGUCGGCGAUGGACUUACGAAUUUGGUCAUCAAGAAGGGCCAAGUCAUCAAAUACGAUAUCAAAUACGCUGGUGAGCCGGAACCGGAGGUACAUUGGUACUUAGGUCAAAAGGAGCUUGUCCAGGACGCGGCUGAAAGGCUUACGAUCGACAAAUAUGAGAGAAAUACUGUUUUGACGGUUAGAAAGACCACCAGAUCUGAUUCCGGAAAAUAUAAAUUAGUAUUAACGAACGGUUCUGGCACUUGCGAGAGCUUUGCUGAUGUCGUUGUUCUUGACAAGCCAUCGAUUCCAAUAGGACCUCUCAAAGUGGAAGAAGUCCGUGCCGAUCACGUUAAAGUCAAAUGGGAAACACCGGAAGACAAUGGCGGUACUGAAAUCACAGGCUAUGUGUUGGAAAAAAUGGAUUUGGACACUGGGCGAUGGAUUCCAGCUGGAGAAACUAGUCCCAGUGAGAGAGUUUUCACGUUCCCUGGUUUAACACCUAAGAAGAAAUAUAAAUUCCGUGUUAAAGCAGUCAAUAAAGAAGGCGAAUCAGAACCUUUAGAGGUCGAGGAAGCUAUCGUAGCGAAAAAUCCUUAUGAUGAGCCUGGUAAGCCCGGUAAACCGCAAAUCUUCGACUAUGAUAACGUCAGUGUGUCUUUGAAAUGGGAGAAACCGCAGAACGACGGUGGUAGACCAAUUACUCACUAUACCGUCGAGAUAAAGGACAAAUUCACCGCUGAUUGGGUCGAGGUAAUGAAGACCACUGAUGCGACACCCGAGGCUAAAGUUGAAGGUCUCAAGGAAAAGAUGGUGUACCAAUUUCGCGUUCGUGCUCACAAUAAGGCUGGUUCUGGUGAACCCAGCGAACCCACAGAUAACCAUCUUUGCAAGCACAGAAAUCUGAGACCGAGAAUCGACCGAACCAAUUUCAAAUCAGUCAUUAUCAAAGCUGGUCGUACUCACAAAUGGUCUGUAGAUGUAUCUGGUGAACCUCCACCAGAGACCAAAUGGAUCUGGAGAGACAAUAUCCCAUUGACUACUACCGAGCGCAUCAAAAUCGAGAAUGUCGAGUAUCACACAGACUUUACGAUUGUGAAUGCGAUGCGCAAGGAUACCGGAAAAUACACGCUGAUUGCUGAGAACGCCAACGGCAAAGAUGAGGAGACCGUCGAACUUACCGUACUCGGAAAACCGGAUGCUCCUAAAGGACCUCUGGAAGUCAGCGAUGUUACCAAUACCUCGGCCAAGGUGAAAUGGGAGAAGCCGGAAGAUGACGGUGGUGUGCCGAUCAAAGAGUAUGAAAUCGAGAAAAUGGACACAAAGACCGGUAAAUGGGUCAGAGUCGGCAAAGUGCCUGGAAAUUCGCCAAACACAGAAUUUGAAGUCACCGGUUUGAAUCCUGGCAGCGAAUACAAGUUCCGCGUGACAGCUGUCAACGAUGAAGGCGAUUCGGAGCCUCUGCAGAGCGAACGCGGUGUUGUUGCCAAGAAUCCAUAUGACGAGCCCUUGAAGCCUGGAACGCCCGAAAUCACCGAUUACGAUAACGAAUCUGUAAGCUUAAAAUGGACUCCGCCAGAAUUUGACGGAGGAGCACCGAUCGAGAAAUAUAUUAUCGAGAAAAAAGAUCGGUACAAGCCUGAUUGGGAAAAGGCUAUCGAAGUCCCUGGAAAUCAACUUGAAGGCAAAGUACCCGAUCUAAAGGAAAGAGGCGAAUAUCAGUUCCGAGUUAUCGCAGUGAACAAAGCUGGUCCUUCACCUCCAUCAGAUGCGUCAAAGAUGCAGAUUUGCAAGCAUAAAGCCCUGAAGCCAAGAAUCGACAGAACAAAUUUGAAACCGAUUGUUGUGCGAGCGGGCAAAACCGUCAAAUACGACGUGGAUGUACGUGGCGAGCCACCGCCAGAAAUCAAAUGGUAUCACUCUGGCAGCGAAGUAAAAUCCGGUGAGAACAUAGAAAUCGUUAACAUUGAUUAUAACACGAAGCUCACCAUCACCGACAGCAUACGCAAGAACACCGGGGUAUGGAAGAUCAAGGCUGUCAAUCCUCAUGGCGAGGAUGAGGCGGAAGUCGAAGUGACAAUAUUAUCCGCUCCCGGAAAACCAAAGGGACCGCUUAAAGUGGCAGAUGUCACAAAGAAUGGUUGCAAGCUUAAAUGGGACAAACCGGAAGACGAUGGUGGCAAACCGAUUACUGGAUAUCAAGUCGAAAAACUAGAUAAAUCAACAGGCAGAUGGAUACCAGUUGGUCGCACGGCAGAUACCGAAAUGGACAUAAAGGGUCUUCAGGAGGGACACGAGUAUGAAUUUAGAGUAAAGGCUUUGAACGAGGAAGGAGAAUCAGAACCGCUCGUCUCAGAUGGUUCUACAGUCGCAAAGAAUCCUUACGAUGUCACAAGCAAGCCUGGAACACCGGAACUCGAAGAUUGGGACGUCGAUCGCGUCGAUCUCAAAUGGGAACCUCCUAAAGACAACGGUGGUGCACCGAUCACUGGUUACAUUAUUGAGAAGAAGGAAAAACCUUCCUCUCAAUGGGAGGAAGCUCUUGUUACUGACUCACCACAACCGAAAGGUCGCGUUACCGGCUUGAAAAAAGGUUCUACUUAUCAAUUCCGUGUUCGUGCUGUUAAUAAGGCUGGACCAUCAGAGCCAAGCGACCCGACUAAACCGCACGUUGCAAAAGCAAGAUUCCUGAAACCACACAUCAACCGUGAUAAGCUGCAGACCAUCAAAGUAAGGGCAGGUCAACUAGUGAAAUUGGAAGUCGAUGUCGAAGGUGAGCCUCCUCCAACAGUUACAUGGAGUUUCGCCGGUGCGCCGCUUCAAACUGGAGCCAAUGUAAAAAUCGAUAACGAAGACUAUCUUACUAAGAUCCAGUUAACAAAUACCACUCGAAAAUUAACUGGGAAAUAUACCAUCAAGGCUGUAAACGAUUCUGGACAAGAUGAAGCCGAUGUUGAGAUUAAUAUUCUUGAUAAACCUGGAAAGCCGGAGGGACCACUAGAAGUGAGUGACGUGCACAAAGAGGGCUGCAAAUUGAAAUGGAGCAAACCAAAGGAUGACGGUGGGCUUCCUCUAUCGAGUUACAUAGUAGAAAAGAUGGACGUGACGACAGGUCGUUGGGUACCAGCCGGUAUCGUGGAUCCUGAGAAAACCGAACAUGCGGUUACCGGUUUGGAACCUGGCCAUAAGUACGAAUUCCGUGUGAAGGCUGUGAACGAAGAAGGAGAAUCGGAACCUUUGCAAACCGAUGUUGGCAUCGUAGCUAAGAAUCCAUACGAUGUUCCAGCGGCACCUGGACUUCCAGAGAUUGUCGAUUGGUCGGAAAAUAUGGUGAAGCUCAAAUGGGAGCCGCCGAUAAGGGAUGGCGGUGCACCAAUUACUGGAUAUAUUAUUGAAAUGAAGGAUAAGUUUGGCACUAAUUUCGUCAAGGCUGCCGAAGUGCAAGGACCUGUAUGUACUGGCACAGUUCCACGUUUAGAAGAAGGCAAUCAAUAUCAAUUUAGAGUACGCGCUGUCAAUAAGGCUGGCCCUGGUGAGCCUAGUGAGGCCACAAAUCCACAUACCGCUAAAGCUCGUUGGCUAAAACCUUUCAUUGAUCGCACGAAUCUGCAACCCAUAACUGUAAAAGUCGGCCUUACUGUAACCCUGGACGUUAACAUAAUUGGCGAACCACCACCAAAAGUUACUUGGACUUUUAAGGAUAAGGAACUCGUAUCGGACAACACGAUACGAAUCGACAACAUUGAUUACAACACAAAGUUCUUUAUUCUGAAAACUAAACGCGCACACACUGGUAAAUAUGUGAUUAACGCAAAGAACGAAGUUGGUGAAGAUACCGCUGAAGUAGAAAUUACUGUUCUUGGCAAACCCAGCAAACCAAAGGGUCCCUUGGAAGUAAGCGAUGUUAACAAACAUGGUUGCAAACUCAAAUGGGACAAACCUGAAGAUGACGGUGGUUCACCUGUCGAAUACUAUGAGAUCGAAAAGUUAGAUCCUCUUACAGGACAAUGGGUACCUUGUGGUCGUAGUACCGAACCUGAAGCAACCAUCACCGGUUUGCAAGAGGGCAAGCCAUAUAAAUUCCGCGUGAAAGCCGUCAAUAGAGAAGGAGAAUCCGAUGAUCUGGAGGCGGACAAGUCUAUUAUAGCUAAGAAUCCGUUCGAUGAACCGGGCAAGCCUGGUCGACCAGAGCUUAAAAACUGGGACAAGGAUUUCGUCGAUCUCGAAUGGACUCCACCUAAGGACGAUGGAGGUGCGCCGAUCGAAAAAUACAUCGUACAAAUGCGAGACAAAGAGGGUAGACAGUGGGUGGAUGUCGCUAAGGUCCCGGGAGAUCGUACCGUGGCUAAAGUAACCGAUGGUAUUCAGGAAGGUCACGAAUAUGAGUUCAGGAUUGUGGCUGUCAAUAAGGCUGGACCUGGCGAACCCAGCGACACCUCAAAAAGCGUCAUUGCCAAGCCUCGAUUCUUGGCGCCGCAUAUCGAUCGCAAGAACCUCCACAAGAAAGUCAUGCGAAUUGGUCAGAUGCUGCGAAUCGAGGCUGACAUCAAGGGUGAACCGCCACCAACUGUUACGUGGAAGCUCAAAGACAAGGUACUGAAGAGCAUGGACCGACUCAAGAUUGAGAACGAGGAUUAUCAUACUAUGUUCAUUAUUAACAAACUUCAACGAUCGGACGCUGGCACUUACACCGUCAUUGCCAAGAAUGAUAGCGGCACGGAUGAAGUCGACGUUGAGCUUCAGGUUUUGAGCAAGCCUGGCAAACCGAAAGGCCCUCUCGAAGUGUCCGACGUGACGGCUGAGGGUUGCAAGCUUAAGUGGGACAAACCUGAUGACGAUGGUGGCGAACCAGUUGAUCAUUAUGUCAUCGAAAGGAUGGAUGUAGACACAGGACGUUGGGUACCAUGCGGAACCAGCAAGACUCCAGAAGCAGAUGUAUCUGGUCUGAAUGAGGGCAAGGAUUAUCAAUUCCGUGUUAAAGCUGUCAACUCCGAAGGCGAAUCCGAACCUCUGGAAACGUCCAUACCAACGACUGCCAAAAAUCCUUAUUCUGAACCUGAUGCACCUAGCAAACCCGAGUUGAAGGAUUGGUCAAAGAAUCACGUGGAUCUGAAGUGGAAGGCUCCGAAAAAGGAUGGUGGUGCUCCCAUUGAGAAAUAUAUUAUUGAAAAGAAGGACCAAUAUGGUAAAUGGCAAAAGGCUGCGGAAGUUCCAGGUAACAAAACCGAAGCCAAAGUGCCAGAUCUUGUGGAGGGUCAGAAAUAUCAAUUCCGUGUUAAGGCCGUGAAUAAAGGUGGCCAAAGCAAGCCCAGCGAACCUAGCGACACUCUAACAGCCAAGGAUCGCUACGCUGCGCCCAAGAUCGAUCGCACGAAUUUGAAAGAUAUUACAAUCAAGGCAGGUAAUGUCAUUCGGUUGGAUGUCAAAGUCACGGGAGAACCGCCGCCAAGCAAGACCUGGUUUUUAAACAAGGCCAAGCAGGAAUCUGACAACGUCCUGACCAUUGAAACAGAGGAUUACAAAACCAAGUUUGUGAUUUCAUCGGCGAGUAGAGCUCAUUGUGGCACGCUGACUUUGAAGGCCGAGAACAGCUCUGGCAAAGAUGAGGCGUCCAUCCAGAUUUUAGUGCUGGACAAGCCCAGCAAGCCUGAAGGGCCGCUCAAGGUUUCCGAUGUGCACAAGGAGGGUUGUACUCUCAAAUGGAAUCCACCCGCGGAUGAUGGUGGUGCACCUUUGGAUCAUUACGUCGUCGAAAAGAUGGACACAGAAACUGGCAGAUGGAUUCCAGUCGCACGCACCAAGGAACCUACAAUGGCGGUAGAAAAUCUUGUGCCUGGACAGGAAUACAAAUUCCGAGUCGCAGCUGUAAACGCAGAAGGCGAAUCCGAACCAUUGGAGACUGAAUACGGAAUUGUCGCCAAGAAUCCAUUUGAUGAACCUGGUGCACCAGGACGUCCGGAGGCGACCGACUGGGAUAAGGAUCAUGUAGAUCUGAGAUGGACUCCACCGUUAAAAGACGGCGGAUCUCCAAUCACUGGAUAUGUGAUCGAGAAGCGGGAAAAAGGCGCGCCGAAAUGGAUCAAGGCGUGCGAGACUGGACCGGAUUGCAAGGGUCGUGUCGAUAAUCUCGACGAGGGUGUUGAAUAUGAAUUCAGAGUCAAGGCUGUCAAUGCCGCUGGUCCCGGUGAACCGUCCGAUGCAAGCAAACCGAUUACAGCCAAGUGUCGAAGACUCCCGCCGAAGAUCGACAGGCGAAAUUUGCGCGAUAUAACCGUGCGCGAGAACGAAGCGUUCCACUUCGACGUCAAGAUCAUCGGCGAACCACCGCCAGAUGUUACAUGGGUAAUUAACAAUAAGAGCAUCCAGCAAACCACACAUCGCAGAAUUCAAAACGUGCCUUACAACAGCAAAUUCUUCAACGACAAACCUGAACGCAAGGAUAGUGGCACUUACAAGAUCACUGCGGUUAAUCAGCAUGGAUCCGACACCGCCGAAGUUGAAGUCACUGUUGUUUCCAAACCUGGCAAACCAGAAGGACCAUUGGAAGUAUCUGACGUGCACAAAGAAGGAUGCACGCUUAAAUGGAAGAAACCUAAGGACGACGGUGGAGAACCAAUCGAAGGCUAUCUUGUAGAAAAAUUCGAUCCGGAGACUGGCGUCUGGCUACCAGUCGGUAAAACUACUGGACCCGAGAUGAAGGUUGAAGGGCUUACACCUGGACACGAGUACAAAUUUCGAGUCAAGGCUCUCAAUAAGGAAGGAGAAUCUGAACCGUUGGAAACUUUCAGCUCCAUUAUAGCAAAAGAUCCAUUCACUGUACCAACUGCACCUGGAGCACCGGAGCCAGUCGAUUGGACAGCUAAUCAAGUUGAACUUUCCUGGAAGGAACCUAUCAGCGACGGUGGUUCACCUAUUACGGGCUAUAUUAUUGAAAAGAAAGACAAAUACAGUACCAUGUGGGAAAAGGCUUUGGAGACCGAGACACCAACCACCAAAGCUUUGGUACACGGUCUAAUAGAAGGCAACGAUUAUCAGUUCCGUGUGAUUGCCAUUAAUAAGGCUGGCCAAUCGGAACCCGGCGAGGCGAGCAAAACGUUUACUGCUAAGCCGCGUUUCUUGGCCCCGAAGAUCGACAGGCGCAAUUUGAGGGACGUUACUUUGUCCGCUGGUUCAAUGCUGAAGUUUGACGCUAACGUGAUCGGCGAACCGCCGCCACACAUUGAGUGGCGUUACGGCGCGAUACCGCUUCAUUCUGAUCGCAAGGUACAGAUCGACAACACCGACUACAAUACCAAGUUCAGCAUACGUCCAGUGUCACGAGACGACAGUGGCGAUUACACUGUCACCGCCAGCAAUUCGUCGGGCAAAGACUCGGUGACGGUGCAGGUGACGGUGACAGACAAGCCGACGCCACCCGAAGGACCACUUCAGGUAUCAGAUGUGCACAAGGAAGGAUGCAAGUUGAAAUGGAAGAGACCUAAAGACGACGGCGGUACACCCAUUGAGUAUUACCAAGUAGACAAAAUGGACCCGGAAACUGGAUGCUGGGUACCUUGCGGACGCUCUACCGAACCGAAUAUCGAGGUGACAGGUCUAACACCUGGCAAGGAGUAUCUUUUCCGGGUAGCCGCGGUCAAUGCCGAGGGCGAGUCGAAACCUUUGGAAGCGGAACAAACAAUAGUAGCCAAGAAUCCAUUCGACGAACCAGGCAAACCGGGUGAUCUUCGAGCCACUGAUUGGGAUAAGGACCAUGUCGAUUUAAAAUGGACUCCGCCCGUGAACGAUGGAGGUUCACCAAUCACUGGUUACGUAAUUGAGAAGAAGGAUAAAUACGGCGAAUGGGAAAAAGCACUGGAGGUGCCUGCGGAUGAAACAUUCGCUACUGUACCAGAUCUCAUCGAAGGCCAACCGUACGAGUUCCGUGUGCGUGCCGUGAAUAAGGCUGGUCCCGGUGAACCGUCGGACGCCACGCCGACCAUCAUCGCCAAACCGCGCAAUCUUGCGCCCAAGAUCGAUCGCACUAAUCUGAUCGAGGUGAGGAUCAAAGCCGGUCAAAACUUUAACUUUGACUGUAAAGUAACGGGCGAGCCACCACCGACUACCAAAUGGAUGUUGAACGGCAAGGAGGUUCGACCAAGCGAUCGAGUUAAAGUCAAGCAUGUAGAUUAUAACACCAGUCUGAGCGUGCGGAUGGCUACGCGUGCGGAAUCUGGGAAAUAUACUGUUAUUGCUGAAAAUAUUAACGGUCGAGAUGAGGCAUUCGUUAAGGUGACUGUGCUGGACAAGCCGAGCCCACCGCAAGGUCCGCUACGCACGUCCGAUGUGCAUGCCGAGGGCUGCAAGCUCACGUGGAAGCCUCCUGAAGACGAUGGAGGGCAACCGAUUGAUAAAUAUGUCGUAGAAAAGAUGGACGAGGCCACAGGUCGUUGGGUGCCAGCCGGGGAGACCGAUGGACCAGAAACAAAUUUGCAGGUGGAGGGCCUGACACCAGGACACAAGUACAAGUUUAGAGUGAGAGCAGUCAACAAGCAGGGCAAAUCUGAACCGCUCACCGCUAUGCAGAGCAUCGAGGCGAAGAAUCCCUUCGACGAACCAGGAAAGCCAGGUACGCCAGAGGUGGUUGAUUAUGACAAGGACUUUGUCGAACUUCAAUGGAGCCGUCCCGAGGAAGACGGUGGAUCACCGAUCACUGGUUACAUCAUAGAGAAACGCGACAAGUACAGCCCUACCUGGGAGAAAUGUGCGGAAGUCGAUGGUGACACAAAUCGUGGCAGAGUUAAUGACCUGGUUGAGGGAACGCCAUAUGAAUUCCGCGUGAGGGCCGUCAAUAAGGCUGGUCCUGGUGAACCAUCGGAGGCUUCCAAGUCUCAUAUAGCACGACCCAAAAACCUUCCACCAAAGAUCGACAGAAAAUACAUGUUGGAUGUAAAAGUGCGCGCUGGCGGUUUCUUCGACUUCGACGUGCCGGUAACCGGAGAGCCGCCGCCAAGCAAAGAGUGGUCGUUGAAAGAUUCCACGGUGAUGGCGAGUGAUCGUAUCAAGAUCAUCAACGAGGAUUACAACACUAAGGUGCGCGUGACGGAGGCGAAGCGUUCCGAUUCCGGAGUUUACACGCUCGUGGCUAAGAAUGUGAAUGGCAAGGACUCUGCCACGUUGACGGUGAACGUGCUGGACGUACCUUCGCCACCGGAAGGUCCGCUGAAGAUCGACAAUGUUACGAAGAACGGCUGCAGCCUGAAGUGGCGACCGCCCAAGGAUGACGGCGGUUCUGAGAUUCAAUACUACCAGGUCGAAAAAAUGGAUACGGAGAACAUGCGCUGGGUGCCCGUGGCCGAGGCUAACACCACCUCAGCGCAGGUUGGUCAUCUAAUCGAGGGACACGACUAUCAGUUCCGUGUGCGAGCGGUCAACAAGCAGGGCGAGUCCCAGCCGUUGAUGGGAAUAGAUACCAUCACUGCCAAGGAUCCGUUCGCCAAGCCAGACAAGCCUGGCACGCCGGUCGCUACUGAUUGGGACAAAGAUCACGUAGAUCUGGAAUGGACACCGCCUAAGAAAGACGGCGGAUCGCCUAUAACUGGUUAUAUAAUUGAGAAACGACCUCGUUUUGGACAAUGGGAAAAGGCCGCCGAAGUACCUGGAGACAAGACAAGCGCAAGAGUACCUGAUCUGACUGAAGGUCAAGAAUACGAAUUUAGAGUUAUUGCCGUCAACAAGGGUGGACCUGGUGAACCGUCUGAGGCAUCGGCUCCAAUAGUUGCUAAACCUCGCUUUAUUUCUCCUUCGUUUGACACGCACUUGCUGAACGAUUUGGUGGUUCGCGCUGGUCAGAAAAUUAGCUACACCAUUCCUAUUGUGGCAUCACCUAAACCGAAAGCCACGUGGAGUCGCGAUGGUGUUCAGAUUGUGGCUGAUGCUCGUCACGAGAUGUAUACCACCAAUACUGAAACUUCUUUUGAGAUUCCGUUCUCUGUGCGUGGUGAUACUGGGCGUUACACUUUGACUUUGGAGAACGAGCACGGUAGCUGCAGCGGUAGCGCGAGAGUCACUGUCCUCGAUAGACCGGCGCCGCCGGAGAAACCUUUGGAUGUCACCAAUAUCACUAAAGAAGGUUGUCAUUUAACCUGGGGUCAUCCUCUUGAUGAUGGCGGCAGCCCCAUUCUACACUAUGUUAUCGAGAAGAUGGAUAUGUCCCGUGGAACUUGGUCCGACGCCGGUAUGAGCAUGGUGUUGAGCCACGAAGUUAGCCGUCUGAUUCAUCGUAAAGAAUAUUUGUUCCGCGUCAAAGCUGUUAACAAUAUCGGAGAAUCCGAUCCGCUCGAGACCACAAAGAGCAUCAUUGCGAAAAAUGAGUUUGAUGAACCAGACGCGCCUGGCAAGCCACAGAUUACUGAUUGGGACAAAGAUCACGUGGAUCUACAAUGGCCAGUGCCGAAGAACGACGGCGGAUCACCGAUCACAGGCUACAUCGUUCAGAAAAAGGAGAAGGGCAGCCCUUACUGGGUGAAUGCGGUGCACGUGCCGUCUGGACAAAACAGCACCACCGUUCCGGAUCUGACGGAAGGUCAGGAAUACGAAUUCCGUGUGAUCGCUGUCAAUGCCGCCGGUCAGUCCGAACCGUCGGAACCCAGCGACCUCGUCACUGCCAAACCUCGUUACCUGGCUCCGAAGAUCAAGACGCCUUUACAGGACGUUCGUAUCAAAGCCGGACUUAUCUUUCAUGUGGAUAUUGACUUCAUCGGCGAACCGACGCCAGAGGCAACGUGGAGUGUAGGAAGCACCGAGUUGACCUCUAAUGACAGAACUACGAUUACAUCGAUCGGCUAUCAUACAAUCGUGCAUAUUGUUAAUGCUAAGAGGUCAGAUUCGGGAUCGUAUCAUCUGUUGUUGAAGAAUAGCAGCGGUAUAGACGAAGGCAGCUUCCAAUUAACCGUCUUAGAUAAACCUGGACCGCCAGAAGGUCCUUUACAGUACGAGGAAAUUACCAGCCAGUCCGUUACGCUUUCGUGGAAGCCACCCAAGGAUAAUGGAGGCAGCGAACUUACUGGAUACAUCAUUGAAAAACGUGAUCUUACGCAUGGUGGUGGUUGGGUACCAGCGGUUACACAUGUUAAUCCCAAGUAUAAUCAUGCGACUGUACCAAGAUUACUCGAGGGAACUACGUAUGAAUUUCGCGUGUGUGCGGAAAAUCUUCAGGGUCGCUCCGAGCCAUUGACCACUGAUCGAUCUGUUGUUGCCAAGAACCAAUUCGUGGUUCCUGGACAACCUGGCAAACCAGAAUGCGUGGACGCUGACAAAGAUCAUAUCAAAAUCAAAUGGACUCCGCCUAUUAGCAACGGCGGCUCCAAGAUCAUUGGCUACGACGUGGAACGACGCGAUCGCGCUACGGGUCGCUGGAUAAAGCAGAAUAAAGAACCCAUCAGAUAUCCUGAAUAUUACGAUGAUCAUGUAACUGAGGGUCAUCAGUACGAGUAUCGUGUAUCAGCUAUAAAUGCCGCAGGCGCUGGAAAACCGAGCGAGACCUCGUCUGUAUUUACGGCUAAACCUAUGAAAGAGAAACCGAAACUUAAUCUGGACGCUUUAAUUGGACGCAAGAUCAAGGUCCGCGCUGGAGAACCGAUCAACGUCAAUAUACCAUUGUCCGGUGCACCCACGCCGAAAAUUGAAUGGACCAAGGAUGGGAAAUCACUAAUGGAAACUCUUCGCCUAUCUACUGAGACCAAGAGCGAUCGAACGCAGCUACUCAUUGAAAAAUCCGUGCGAGAUGAUGGUGGCAUGUACACCGUGACCGCAACAAACGAGCAUGGAAAGGAUUCGGCCGACAUCGAAGUGAUAGUUGUCGACAAGCCUGGACCACCUCAAGGUCCUCUGCAAUAUACCGGCACGACACAGGAAUCUGUUGGGCUGUCCUGGAAUCCACCAGUGGACAAUGGCGGAUCCGACAUCACAAACUAUAUUGUUGAGGUUUCGGAUUAUGGUUCUGACAAUUGGCGACAAGUACCUGGAUACGUUCCCAGGACGAGCUUCACGGCGAAGGGUUUAUCUGAAGGCAAAAAGUACGUCUUCAGGGUCCGCGCUGAGAACAUGUACGGCGUGUCGGAGCCCUUAGAGGGUAAACCUGUAAUUGCCAAGAGUCCGUAUGAUCCGCCAGAUGCACCAAGCCAGCCUGAGGUUCUCGGUUACACUCCCAACAGCUGCAGCCUAGCAUGGAAUCCGCCUAUUAAUACAGGAGGAAAACCUAUUACUGGUUAUUACGUGGAAAGGCGCGAGCGUGGUGGCGAAUGGUUGAAAGUCAAUAACUAUCCCACCCCGAACACAACGUUCACUGUACAAGAUCUUCACGAGGGUUCACGAUAUGAAUUUAGAGUCAUCGCUGUCAACGAGGCUGGACCUGGUAAACCCAGCAAGCCCACUGAACCGAUCACAGCCGGACAUCAGCGCCUACGCCCUGACGCACCGGAGCCGCCUAAGGCGGACAGAAUUACCAAGGAUUCGGUGACCCUAAGUUGGCGACCACCGCGAAGCGACGGUGGUUCGAAGAUUCGAGGAUACAUCAUUCAGAAGAAGGCUAAGGGUGAUGAUGAUUGGUCAGAUGUAAACGGCGCGCCCAUACCUAGCAAUGUAUACACUGUACCGAAGUUGAAAGAAGGUGAGGAGUAUCUCUUCAGGGUGUUUGCGGUAAAUGACGUAGGUAGCAGCGAUCCGAGUCGACCCAGCAAUCCGAUUGUCAUCGAAGAACAACCUAACAAACCAGUCAUGGAUCUCGGUGGAGUUCGCGACAUUACGGUUCGCGCCGGCGAAGAUUUCUCUAUUCACGUGCCUUACAUCGGCUUUCCCCAACCAACCGCCACAUGGUUCGCAAACGACGUCGUUAAAGAUGAUACCGAUCCACGUGUACAUCAACAACUGGCCAGUGAUUAUGCCAGUUUGGUGGUGAAGAAUGCAAAACGUUCGGAUGGUGGGCAGUACAGACUCCAGCUGCGUAACUCAUCUGGUUUUGAUACGGCUACCAUUAAUGUUAAAGUCUUGGAUCGUCCUAGCCCGCCUGAGAAUCUUCGCGCGGACGAGUUUGGUGGCGACGCCCUCACGCUCUUCUGGAAUCCGCCCAAGGAUAACGGUGGUGCCGAUAUCACUAACUACGUGAUUGAGAAGAAAGAACCGAAGGCCGCCACGUGGUCCAAAGUGAGCAGCUACGUUACGACACCAUUUGUGCGAGUCAGGAAUCUGACGGUUGGUCAAGUCUAUGAAUUCCGGGUAAUGGCUGAGAAUCAGUACGGUACGUCGGAUCCAGCGACAACAAUCGAUCCGAUCAAAGCGCGACAUCCAUUCGAUCCGCCAGGUGCUCCUGGCACACCUCGUGGUGUAGAGACCACCGAAGACAGCAUCACUAUUACUUGGACCAAACCUCGUCACGACGGUGGUUCGCCGAUCCUCGGCUACGUCGUCGAAAAACGUCUCCUAAACGAGGACAAAUGGGUGAAGGCAACUCCGGCUCUGGUGCACGAUACUACUUAUAAAGUUACUGGACUGAUCGAAAAUCACGAUUACGAAUUCCGUGUAGCUGCAGAAAAUGCCGCCGGUCGAGGUCCAUGGAGCUCUAACUCUGAUAUUAUUCGCGCCAGCGCUGCACCAUUCCCACCAAAGAUCACGAGCGACCUCAGUAUUCGCGACAUGACUGUGAUUGCUGGAGAACCAUUUACUAUUACGGUGCCAUACACGGCCAAUCCCAAACCAAAACCAAAUUGGUCUAUUAACGGCGAGGAGGUUCUUACUGAUGAAAGAAUCAAGUUCGAGACGACUGAUGUGGCUUCACAGUUUAUUAAUAAGAAGGCAAAGAGAUCGGAUACUGGCGCAUACACGAUAUAUCUUACGAACACCGUUGGCACAGACUCCGCCUCAUGCAAGGUCCUCGUAGUCGACAAACCAUCGCCACCUCUGGCGCCUUUGGACAUCUCCGAUAUUACUCCAGAAACGUGCACGUUGACGUGGAAACCACCCUUUGACGAUGGUGGUUCGCCAAUCACGAAUUACAUCGUCGAGAAACUGGAUCCGGCCGGUUUCUGGGUGAAACUCAGCAGUUUUGUAAGAAGCACGCAUUACGACGUGAUCGGUCUGGAACCGAAUCGCACUUACAACUUCCGUGUUAGAGCGGAGAAUCAAUAUGGCAUAUCCGACCCGUUACAAGCUGACGAACCGAUAACGGCCAAGUUUCCGUUCACGGUGCCAGAUCCGCCCGGACAACCUCGAGUCAUCGACUGGGAUACCUCAAAUGCUACGGUGGUCUGGACAAGACCAUUGUCCGACGGUGGCUCUCGCAUUCAGGGCUACAAAAUCGAGUUCCGCGAUCCCACUGAGGACAAACAAUGGCGCGUAGCGAACGAUUAUCUUUUCAAAGACACUACAUACGUGUGCUACGGCCUGAUGAGCGGCCAUGAGUACGAGUUCAGGAUUCGCGCGAAGAAUGCAGCCGGCUUCAGCAAGCCGAGCCCGCCAUCCGCGCCGUUCAGGCUCAAGAGCAAAUUCAAUGUACCAUCACCACCUGGCACGCCACAAGUCAUCAAGGUCGGCAAAAACUACGUUGAUCUACGAUGGGAACCGCCCGUGUCUGACGGAGGCAGCAGGAUUACCGGCUACGUGAUCGAGAAGCGCGAGGUGGGCAGUGCGAUGUGGUCCAAGUGCAACGAGUAUAACGUCGUCGACACCGAGUACACGGUCAUGCACCUAAUCGAGCGGGGUGAUUACGAGUUCAGAAUCUUUGCGAUAAAUGCGGCCGGCAGAUCCGAGCCGAGCUCAUGCACUACCCCAGUGAAAAUUUGCGAGGUCGAGGGUGGCGAGAAACCAGAGUUUAUUAGAAACCUGCCAAUUAGUCAGAUUAUACCACUCGGCAAGACCCUCGUCCUCGAAUGCGAGGCCACGGGUAAACCUUUGCCAACCGCCAGGUGGUUGAAGAACGGCCGCGAGAUCACCUUAGGCGGUCGCUUCCGCACCGAGACGAUAAACGGCAUCUAUAGGCUGGUGAUAUCCGAGGUGUGGGACGCAGACGACGGUGAUUAUAGUUGUCAAAUCUCGAAUCCGCUCGGUAUUGCCACAACUACCUGCAGAUUAAAGAUCGGCACACCACCGCGCAUCGAACGCAUGCCAGGCGAUCUCUAUUUGCCGGAGGGCGACAAUACAAAGAUUAAAAUCUACUAUAGCGGCGAUCAGCCAAUGGAGGUGACUCUAAAGAAGGAUGGUCGCCAAAUCGUAGAGACUACGCAUAUCAAAUACACCGUGUUCGACGAGUACCUCAUUAUCUUUAUUAAAGACAUCCAGAAAGAUGAUGCUGGCACUUACGAUCUGUCUAUCAAGAAUGAUAGUGGUAGCGUCAGCGCGUCCUUUAAUGUAUAUAUUACUGGAUUACCUGGACCACCAACUGGACCGCUUGACGUUUCCGACAUUGACAAGCACACAUGUACCUUGUCUUGGCAUCCACCUAAGUACGACGGCGGUCUUCGGGUCACUCAUUACGUUGUGGAACGUCGUGACAUUAGCCACACGCACUGGAUCAUCGUGUCAUCUUUCUGCAAAGAUACUACCUUUGUCGUACAGGGUCUCACCGAGGGUCAGGAAUAUCUCUUCCGAGUGAUGGCCGCCAAUGAUAAUGGCAUGGGUCCACCAUUGGAGGGCACUAAUCCGAUUAAGGCCAAGGCGCCGUUCGAUCCACCAGGACCGCCCGGUACGCCUAAAGUUAUCGAAGUAGGUGGCGAUUUUGUCAAUCUUUCAUGGGAGAAACCGGAAACGGACGGUGGAGCCAAGAUUCAGGGUUACUGGAUCGAUAAGAGGGAGGUUGGCAGUCAAGCAUGGCAACGUGUAAACGUCAGCAUCUGCCUACCGACGCAAAUCAAUAUCAGCAACUUGAUUGAAGGAAGGCAGUACGAGUUCCGAGUAUUUGCUCAAAACGUCGCAGGACUUAGUCCCGAAUCGAAGGCUUCGACCUCCGUGAAGAUUGUCGAUCCACAAGCGGCGAAGGCUCCAGAGAUCAUUCAACCUCUGCACAAGGUGAAUUGCGUCCAGAAUCAUAACGCUCACUUCCAAUGUAACAUCAUCGGCACGCCGAAGCCAAACAUUACGUGGUUCAAAGGCGCUCGCGAGAUCGUGAGCGGUUGUCGCUACAACAUUUACUCCGAGGGCGAUACUCACAAUCUCAUCAUUCACGACGUAUUCGGCGAGGAUGCCGACGAGUAUUUCUGUCGCGCGGCGAAUAAGUGUGGCGUGAAAUCCACCAAAGGUGAACUCUUCAUCAAGACACCGCCGAAACUCAACGUGCCGCCGCGUUUCCGCGACACCGCCUUCUUUGACAAAGGUGUAAAUGUCGUCAUCAAGAUACCAUUUACUGGUUACCCGAAGCCGAAGAUUACGUGGGUGCGCGAGGGCGAGGUGAUUGAGUCCGGCGGGCAUUAUUCUGUUGAGGUAAAAGAGCGACACGCCGUAUUGACAAUACGUGACGGCAGUCGCAUGGACUCUGGUCCGUACCGUAUCUCCGCCGAGAAUGAUCUCGGCCAGGAUACGGCCAUCAUCAAGAUCCAGAUCAGCGAUCGUCCAGAUCCGCCUAGAUUCCCUCAGGUAGAUAACAUCAGCCAUGACUCGCUAGCGGUCACUUGGAAGCCGCCAGUUUGGGACGGCGGCAGCAACAUCACCAACUACGUGGUGGAAAAACGCGAGCAUCCGAUGAGUAGUUGGAUUCGUGCCGGCAACACCCGUUUCUGCACGCUUGCAGUGACUGGUCUUAGCCCCGGACAUCAGUAUGAUUUCCGGGUAUGUGCGGAGAAUAUUUACGGUCGUUCCGAUCCAAGUGAAGCGACGCCGCUGAUCACUACAAAGGGCGUGAUCAAGCGCGAGUUCAAGAAGAAAGAGUACGAGAUAGACGCAAGCGGCAAGAAGAUACGCGGCCGCGAGGACGAAAAGCCGCACGAUUACGACCAGUUUGUGUUUGACGUGUACAGCAAGUACGUGCCGCAGCCGGUUGAGAUCAAGCACACGUCAGUCUACGACAAGUACGACAUCCUGGAAGAGAUCGGUACGGGCGCAUUUGGCGUGGUGCAUCGCUGCCGUGAGAGAACCACCGGUAACAUAUUCGCUGCCAAAUUCAUCCCGGUGUCACACGUAAUGGAGAAGGAGUUAAUCAGGAAAGAGAUCGACAUUAUGAAUCAGCUGCAUCAUCCCAAAUUGAUCAACCUGCACGACGCCUUUGAGGAUGAUGACGAAAUGGUGCUGAUUUUUGAGUUCCUGUCUGGCGGUGAACUGUUCGAGAGGAUUACGGCCGAGGGCUAUACCAUGUCCGAGGCGGAAGUCAUCAAUUACAUGAGGCAAAUCUGCGAAGGCGUCAAACAUAUGCACGAGAAGAACAUUAUUCAUCUAGAUAUCAAACCCGAGAAUAUCAUGUGCCAAACUCGCAACAGCACAAAUGUAAAACUGAUCGAUUUCGGUUUGGCUACUAAACUUGAUCCGAAUGAAGUAGUAAAGAUCAGUACGGGCACAGCCGAGUUUGCCGCCCCCGAGAUUGUCGAACGUGAACCAGUCGGUUUUUACACCGAUAUGUGGGCCUGCGGUGUACUCGCUUAUGUUCUAUUGAGUGGCCUUUCGCCGUUCGCCGGUGACAAUGACAUCGAGACCUUGAAAAAUGUGAAGGCAUGCGACUGGGACUUCGACGAGGAGGCAUUCCGCGACGUUUCCGAGGAGGGAAAAGAUUUCAUCAGGCGGCUACUUGUCAAAAACAAAGAGAAGCGCAUGACUGCGCACGAGUGCCUCCUUCACCCAUGGUUGACCGGCGACCAUAGCAAGUGGACCAAUCCAAUCGCUAACAGUCGUUACCUCAGCAUUAGAGAUAGAUUGCGUGCCAAGUAUGAGAAUUGGGACAAGUAUGUUCUUCCCAUCGGCCGCUUAGCCGAAUACUCGUCGCUUAGGAAACUUUUAAUCGACAAAUACAGAAUUUAUGAUUCUUGCUUCGAUCGUCGACAGGCAGCACCUAGAUUCGUCAUUAAACCACAAAGCGCAUUUGCAUACGAAGGACAGAGUGUGAAGUUCACUUGUCGUGUGAUUGCGAUCGCAGCACCGACCCUGUCUUGGUCACACAAUAAUCAGGAACUACGACAAUCCGUCAAAUUCAUGAAGAGAUAUCACGGUGACGAUUACACCUUUAUUAUUAACAGAGUCAAGUUGGAAGACAGAGGAGAAUAUAUUAUACGCGCGGAGAAUCAUUAUGGCUAUCGUGAGGAAAUCGUAUUCCUUAAUGUACAACCACUGCCGAGAGAAAUUCCAAAGUAUAGACCCGAGCUACAUCCUGUACGCAGACGAGAACCGCUUGGCUACAACGUUUGGCUGGAGACAAUCGAAUCAGCGCCAAGCUUUACGUUCCUAUUACGACCACGUGUUAUUCAAAUCAGACAGACCUGUAAGCUGCUUUGCUGUCUGAGCGGCAAUCCACAGCCCACUGUGAAAUGGUACAAGGACAGGGAAGAAUUGUCUAAAUAUAAUUAUCCUAUGAGCAACGCCGAUGGUGUCGUCACGAUGGAGAUUGUAGACUGCAAGCCGGAAGACAGUGGCAAAUAUCGUUGCGUGGCUACAAAUAAGCAUGGCAAAGACGAGACCAGCUGUGUAGUCAUUGUAGAAGGCACUGGAGAAACGGAGGAGCAAGUAAAAUUAGUGCACGACCUCCUACAUUCCGGAGAUCGAAAGUUCAUUGAGCAACCAUUGAAACCGGCACCGCCACCGAUCGUGACAGUUCAUAAGUCUAGCGGUUAUAGCGGCUAUAGUUCCACAACGCAAGGCCAAUCAAGUUCUACUUCUUCAUACAAUAACAAAUACAAUUCCACUUCCUCGUCGUAUAAGGACAGCUCCAGUGUUAAAAUAAACGAGUCAUCUGAUAAACGAAGCGUAAAGAAAUACGGCUCAAAGCUCGAUUCCACCGGCAGUCCAUCUCGAUCUAGAAGCACUACGAAAGAACUUAUCCAGCCCUCGGACGAUUCGAUGAGACCACCGCAGUUCACUCAAAAGCUAAAGAAUCUAACGGUCAACGAUGGCGAACAUCUGGAACUUACGGUCAAAGUCGACGGCGAUCCCGAGCCGCAAAUUACUUGGAGUAAAGAUGGCAAGUUGCUGAGUUCUUCAGAAAUUGUCGAUCUUAAAUAUAAGAACGGAGUGGCCUCGCUCACGAUUAACGAAGUAUUCCCCGAAGACGAAGGCGAAUACGCGUGUCUCGCGACUAACAGCAUUGGCAGUGACACGACAUCUUGCAAGCUGACUGUAAAACCCGUGGAGAACGCCGCUAGAAAGAAGCAGAGCGAUGACAAAUCACCGAAGAUCGUCGACCACCUAAUGAGCAAGUACGUGAAAGACGGUGAGGCUGUGACGCUCAGCUGUCGAAUAAUCGGUGCGAAGAAGUUUGAUGUGGUGUGGCUGCACAACAAUAAGGAGAUCAAGCCUAGCAAGGACUUCCAGUACACUAGCGAGGCUAACAUCUACAAGCUAAACAUCGCCGAGAUAUUCCCUGAGGACUCCGGCACUUACACGUGCGAAGCUUUCAACGACGCAGGAGAGAGCUACUCGUCGUGCACGUUAAGCGUACUCGCUCCAAACGAAGAGCCGAAAAGCCCAGCGUUCGCGACAUUCCCACAGUCUGCAACAGUGACUGAAGGCGAGUCGGUUACUUUCACGUGCAAGACUGAUACCGCGCCUUUGAAAGUGACUUGGUUGAAGGAUGGCAAGGCGAUCUCCGAGACGAGCAGCAGAUACCACUUCAGCUCAGACGGCAGCACGUCCUUUGAGUUUGGCAUUAAGACGUGCACGGCCAGCGACGUCGGUCAAUAUUUGGCGCGUGCGAUCGGUCAGAAAGGCGAGACCAACUCGGCGUUCGCCCUUAAUGUUGUCAAUCCCGGCGAGCUGUGAAAUCGAUAUUGAUACUGGGUUAUACGUCGAAUUAUCAUCGCGGUUGACAACCGAAUCGGAGCACCUCUAAUACAUUCUUCGUGGAAGAACGCAUUUCUAAAUCGUUUAAUCGCGAAUAUCAAAGGGCACGCGUACGCUUCGAUGAAUCUGUUUGUUACGAAUGCGUUUUCCAGGAAGAGUGUACCUCUUCCGGUCUCGCACGCAUUCGACUUUGCGGAUGCUGUAAUCAUCUCUGGGCGAUUGUUACCGCGUCUUUCAUACACUCUGGCCUUUCUGCUUUUGCAAAAUUUAACCGAAAUUCACGCGAUGCGAGGGAAGAGUUGAGGGGCAGCGAACAUUUUUAGAGUAUAUGACGUCCUUCUGUAUAGAAAGCAAGAGAGAAUUGGAAGACUAACUUUUCUCUCUUUCUCUCGUAUUCUAUAAAUGUAAAUUAUUCUGGAACGCUGUAUUUUCUUCCUGUGUGUUUGUCAUGAUGUCGCAUAAUCCGCGGAACGCUGUUACGACGAGAAUCCGAAUUCGCUGCGAGAAUCUGGACACAAGCAUUACGGAUAGCACGCGCAAAUGCUACGCUAAAAUAUUCGGCUUUGCUGUAUUACACGACUCGGCACACACUCGAGUACGCAACUACUUAACGGGCACAUCGUGGUAGCAUCUAAAAAAGAAAAGAGAAAAAGGAAAAUGAGCAUCCCGUAGGCUGUAAACGUCCGCAAACACGAUUUUCCCGGUGAGAAUGCCAGCAUCCUCGAACAUCUGAACAUACGUUUUUAAUAUCAUCAUCCAAAACUCUAACCGGGGAAAUCUCUUAAUGGCGUUAGAAUGAGCAUGCAAGUAUUGUUAUGUGAUUCUAUCGCGAUGUCCCCUAUUAUUCCAUAUUAAUGGUACGCACUGUCGUGUUUUACUUGUUUGAAGACUGCUUCCAUCAGAAAAUUUACGAUAAAAUAAAACGUAUAAUUAAAAAA